AUCACCACCAUCACCACCAUCAUCAUCAUCACCACCACCAUCAUCACCACCACCAUUUUUUUAAACUUAACUACUGUGUUGUAUGUUUUAUGGAAGUGUUGCAUCAGUGCAGCCAAACAUUUUCACAAAUCUCUUAACGCACAGAAGAAAUUUGUACCUUAUGUUCGUGUUUUUAGAAAUUCACAGUGCCUGUUGAUCGUCAAAGGGUUUUGUUUUUGUUAUAAUUCAUUUUUACUGUUUGACGUGCUGGAUUUUGAAUAUGAAGUUUUGAAAGCAGAUUGUGUUUCUGUUAUUGUAUUUCACAUCACACUUAUACACACAUGUAUUUUUGUAUGUCUAACUGUCAAUUUAAUAUAUUUAUAGUGUUUAUUUGACACGUUAUCCUCACUCUUAGUCUUAAUUUGUGUGUUACUUGUGUUGUUUUUAUCUAGAUCUUCUGUAACCAAGCAACCAACGGCAGAGUAGACAAUCUGCUUCCUGUUUACACCGGUUACGCACAUGCUCAGUGUACGUGAAAGGUCACGUGAUAUACGUUUUCAGGGGUGUUAGUGUGGACGGGGUUACGUAUCAGUGUGGAUGAACCCAUGGGCGUCGGGAGCAAUAAAAAUGUGGGUGGAUCCUCCACGGGAACAUGUUUACUGAAGUAGAUAACAUUUCCUAUAAUUCAUCAUUCAGUUCAUGAUAAAAGGUUCAUUUUUGGUUUUUUUGUUUUUUGAUAGUACAAAAUGCAAAAAUAUAUUUGCCACUUUUGCCACCUUGUUGUGUGCAUGUGUAUAAAUAUGAAGUGUGUAUGUGAUGUUUGUCUCUUUGAAUCAGAAGGAAACAAUGAGCCUCAGGUUUGACCCCCACGGGUCAGUGCUGACCUCUGACCUCAGCUCUGCCGUUUCCUCCCUCCCGACCUUUCCUUUCACCUCACGUCCUCCCACUUCCUCCCAUUCUUCUGCUCUCGCAGUGGAAAAAGUAGAAAGUCAAGUGGCGACGGAGCAGCUCUGAACUAAUAAUUCAUGAAAACUAUCAUGAGGAGACUGAUGAACCCUGGUGUAGUUCACGAGCCUCUGAAUGUCUCAUCUGACGCUGCUGCAACAAAUGACCUCGGAUCACUUGAUAUCAGUCCACGUCUGCACUUCAUCAGCCGGUGUUCAGGUUGGAGCUUUGCGUCAGAAAAGCGUCCGCAGGCGAACAAACUGGACCUGCAGCUCGUUCCUCUGCUGUUUGUCUCCUGCAGAUCAACAUGACUGAAACACACGGAGUGACGGGGCGGAGGAAGUGGACUGUUCCCCAGCGGAGCGGGACGGACGGGAGGAAGCCCGGCGUGGGUUCACCCGAGGCCCAGAGAAGUCUGGUGGUUCCGUUCAGAGGUCUCAUCCCGGGGGGGCUGCGUCCGGGGAAGAAGGUGGUGGUGGUCGGAGUCGUGGACUCUCGUCCUGACAGGUUCUACGUGGCCCUGACGUGCGGCCGCGGGACGUCCAGGGAGCCGCCGCCGGACGUGGCCCUGGAGCUCUGCGUGCGGUUCGGGGACCGGCAGGUCCUGCGACGGGCCUGUGUGUCGGGGUCGUGGGGGGACGUGGACCGAGCCGUGCCUUUCUUCCCCUUCAUCAGAGACCAGCCGUUCAAAAUGGAGAUCCACUGCGAACAAAGUCGGUUCCGUGUGUUUGUGGACGGACAGAAGCUGUUUGACUUCCACCACCGGGUGGCGUCGCUCGGCGCCGUCGACACGUUGUGGAUCAAAGGAAACGUCGCCGUCACCAAACUGGCCUGAGGGAUGAAGGAGGAGAGUGGAACCCGAUCCGGACUCUGAGGCUCAAACUCACGCUAACUCAAGUAUCCAAGUACAUGUGUGUGGUACUUGUAUGUGACCUGAGUAUUUCUGUUCCUCCUGACGAGAACUGUCCUUUGUGACGACACAGAAACAUUGAUCAAAUCCUCCGACUCAAAACUCAGGAAGUGGUUUCAGUCGUAUCUUGGAUUUUGAAUGUUCUUCGUAGUUUUGUCUCUGUCAUUAGAGAUGUGUGAAUGUUAAAGGGUCAGAUUGUCAAAACUGAGAUUUCCUGGCUUUUUUCAUAAUAAAUAAGGUCUCGGGUCUGUAAGUUCAGACAAAUGCACAAAGUCUGCAUUCAUCAGAAAUGUGACGUCAUAGUGACGCAGUCUCCGCCUCCAGCUCCGCCCCCAGCGCUCACCGUCAUUCUGUUGCUGAGCAACAACACGAGAACAAUCAGGAAGCGACUUCAUUGACCAGGAUUCAUAAUGAUAUUAAUACAAGAGACCAGAACUGACUCAUUCAUCGGUACCCGGUGUCGGCCGCGGCCCGACGUGGAGCUGCUGCUGGGCCGGAGACGCCCCCGACACCAGGUACUGAUGACUUGUUGGUCGUUCCUCCAGGUCAGAGCUGCUCUGAGGUGAACAGAGGAGCUGGUUGGUCUGGACCUGCGUCACUCAGAAAACACUCGGCCAAUCAGAAGAGAGGCUCAUCACAUAUUAAUGAGACAGACCACAGUUGACCAGUUUCUUUGCAGAGCUCCUUAGAAAGAGAAUUUAACCAUAUUGAGAUAAAACAAAUAAAUCUUCAUUCGGAUCAAAACUUCAAAUAAAACACCAGAAAGGUAAAAUAUGGACUUUUAACUUCAAAUGUUAUGAUCUUUAUGAAAUGUGAUGAAAACAACAAUCUUUUCUGCAUAUUUUUUAUAAACUUUUCAAAAGAAAACGACUCUUGGUGAGUAAAUGUAUUUAUUUAUUUUUAUUCCUGCCAUGUGGUUACAGAUUCAUUUAUUGACAACAAAUAAAAAGUGUCACCUUUUUCGUUAAACUUCACGGUGAAAUAUUGAGUCUAUAUAACAAUAUGACAAUAUUACGAUAUUUCUUAUUUUUAAUCAUCUGUAGUGCUGCAGUUUGACCAGCGGGUGGCAGCAGAUAUUAGGUUUUGUUCCUGUGGAAAGCGUCUGAGCACAGAACAAGACAUUUCUUUCUUCUCAUAUUGUACAUUAACACAUGUUCGUGUUGAAUGAACAUGUGUACUGCAUAACGCAAGCGUUCCUGUGACGUAUUAAAAGUAACAUCUGGUGACAACCCCACAUGGACAGAAGUAUAUAGACGCUUGUAAAUAAAUGUCAUUUAGUUCUGUGUGGUUGUAACUGUAACCACGACGACGAAGGUCACGAACCUCGUUGAGGGAGUUCUUUUUCUCCGAGGCUCAAUAACCCGCAGGCCCCAUCUCCUCCCUUCCUCCUCGGGGAAGUAGAACAAAGAAGAAACAGAACGGUGGAAGAUCAGCGUCGUCUAAACACUGACCAACUGAAGUGUCUCUGGUUAUAACAACGUCUACGAGUCGUCGCUCCGGCGACCGCAGCCUCCAGAGCUUCACCUCCUUCAUGCUCCACUGUUAUCACCUGCUGCUGCCUCCCCUCAUCAAUUAUACACCACCGCUCCAGUUCAGUGUGUGUGUGUGUGUGUGUGUGUGUGUGUGUGUGUCACCCUGCCCUGUAUUCACUCCCUGUCACGCUCCAUUAAAGCUGGUUUCGUAUUCUUGG
Scophthalmus maximus (turbot) is the source of this 3524-nucleotide messenger RNA. RefSeq names its product galectin-related protein-like. Lineage: Eukaryota; Metazoa; Chordata; Actinopteri; Pleuronectiformes; Scophthalmidae. The coding region runs from base 1232 to 1759 and encodes 175 amino acids. The transcript is spliced from 8 exons. Gene Ontology annotation, molecular function: carbohydrate binding. The record is from RefSeq and is a predicted model, not a curated record.